Molecule: messenger RNA, 3799 nt
Organism: Cavia porcellus (domestic guinea pig)
Lineage: Eukaryota; Metazoa; Chordata; Mammalia; Rodentia; Caviidae
Product: butyrophilin-like protein 9
Exons: 8
Coding region: 1215-2177 (320 amino acids)
Biological process (GO): regulation of cytokine production; T cell receptor signaling pathway
Cellular component (GO): external side of plasma membrane
Molecular function (GO): signaling receptor binding
Source: RefSeq, a predicted model, not a curated record
CCUUGCCCAGGGGAGCACGUAGUUUUGAGUCUCUGAGUAGGUGUAACGCCCCCUGUAUGAUAGAUAGAGCAGUGUUGGGUACAGGGGGUGCUGGCAGGCACCACGUGUGUCUUGUGGAUUUUGGGGGCAUUAGCUCUGCAGGUUGAGCUGUGUGGGGGACGCUGCUUGCUGGUGGAGCUGAAAGAGGAAGCUACUAGCUUCUUGAUUCUCACUGCUCUCUCAGAGUUGAAUAACAAGCUUGCUGGGGGUGGGGGGUUUCUGUCUCCUAGGUGGCCGGAGUCUAGUUCAGAAACCUGUUCUCCCUCUUUGCUGUGCAAUAGAGAGAGACCUAGGGGUGUAGUUUCUCAAGGCUUCUUCAGUGUGACUGAGAGCUGUGUAGGCAACACACAGAGGAAAAUGGCUGGGGCUACUGGACUGGAGGCUGCUGUGGUAGGCAGAGUCUUGGUGUGGAUCAGCGUGGGCUUCCUGUGGGACAGCAGUGCAGUGAGACAUUGGGAGGAGUUGUGUGGCUGUCAUGGGUCAGCCUUGUCCUUGGAUGAAAUCUGUAAUAAAUCUCAUUAGGCAAAGCCCAACAAACAACAGUGCAGAGAUUGAGACCAGGGGCCCAGAAUGGUGAGCAACCAGGGCUUCCCCUCAUUUGGAAGAUGUUUCCUCCCCAUCCCUAGGAAAGGUGCCUAUCAGACUAGGAGAUAUCUAAUAAAUGUUUGGCAUGUUUGUGAAGUCAUUUGCCAGUCUUGGGAAUCCUGAGGGCUGGUGAAUGGGGCAAGGAAAGGGAUGAAGGGAGCCCUGAGUGGGGGACCAAGUGGCAGACAGAACAGUAUGUAGUGAUCUGUCUGACAGCUGUCCUCCAGGAGGGGGCAGAGAUGAGGGGUUUGUAGCCUUUAUGAUAGCUGUGCUGGAGGGAAGAAACGUGGUGAGUUGGAGGUGGGGAGGAGAUAGCUCCCUUGGUCAAGGAACCAUCUCUCAGAAGUGAGCUGUGGCUGUAGUGCUAUCUGUUCUUCUGUGGUAGAACUGCGGUGAAGCCUACAGAGGAGCAGUAUUGGCCCUGAGAGGCAGUGGAGACUUGUGGGAGGCAACCAUCUUCUUUGCUGUCUGAUCUACAAAGAAGUUUCCUGGUGUUACACGGGAUCAGAAGAAUGACCGUGACAGUCUGACCUGGACAACAGCUGUGACAGAGCAAGGACAGUGUCCCACAUCCCCCUGAGCCUCCUGGAAUGAAGCCCUGGGCCCUGAGCUUCAGGCCCCUCCUGCUCUGGAUGCUGCUGCCCUGGCCAGGAACAGGGCAGUUCCAAGUGAAAACACCAAGGUCACUGUUUAUUACCCAAGUGAGAGAAGCAGCUGUGCUUCCCUGUCACCUCAGCCCACCCACAGAUGCUCAGAACAUGGAGAUCAGAUGGUACCGGGACCACCAAUCAGCACUGGUGCAUGAGUAUAGGAAUUCUCAGGACCACAUGGAGCAGCAGAGUCUCGAGUACCAAGGGAGGACAGAGCUCCUGAGGGAGAACAUCACCCAAGGCCAGGUGGCCCUGAGGAUCCAUCCCAUCCUUCCUAAAGAUGAAGGACAGUACAGCUGUGUCUUUGUAAGAUCCACACAUGUUGGUCAAGCACAGUUUGAGCUGCUUGUUGCAGCCUCGGGUGCACCUCCUCAUAUCCACAUUCAGCCUGCGGACACUGAGGGCAUCAUACUGACUUGCUCAUCCUCGGGGUGGUACCCAGACCCUGAGCUACAAUGGAGGGACCCACAGGGACAGCCUCUGUCACCUGACUCUGAGACUAGGUCUGAACAAGGAGACGGCCUGAUCCAUGUGGAAAGCUCUGUCACAAUGACAAAAAGCUCAAAAGCAGCUGUGUCCUGUUGGAUCGGGAACCCUGUCCUCAGAGAGGAGAAGGAGGCGCGUCUCUCAGUAGCAGAGGACUUGUUCUCCCGGGUCAACACCUGGACAGUGCAGUCAGCUCUGGUGCUGGGGCUCCUGAUUAUGCUUUUCCUUUUGAUGAUCACUGCUGUUCUCUCCAUGAUGUCUAGAAGAUACCGAGAACGAAUAUAUCGUUUUGGAAGGAAAGGUCAGAAGGAAGAUCCACAAUUUGCAGAAGACAUAAUUGUGGAUGAAGACACCGCUCACCCUCAGCUCUCUGUGUCAGAUGGUGGGAAACGUGUGGAAUAUUUGUCAAAAGAGUGAGAUGUUCCUAAAUUCUCUGGAAGAUUUACUUCUCAGCGAGCUGUGCUGGCUUGGAACAGCUUCUUUAGUGGUCGGCGUUACUGGAAGGUGUAUGUAAGAGAGAGUGAAUUGUGGACAAUAGGCCUGUGCUUGGUUUCAUUCAACAGGAAAUUGCAUUUUGAACAUAUUCAUUCUGAUAAUGGCUUUUUGGAACAUUACCAGAUAUGAUACUAAGUAUUUGACUUUUUCUUUACUGCAUUACAAUUUCAGUGUAAUAGCUUCUCCAUUGACAGUGGGAUUUUUUUUUUUUCUUCAGUAUGAGCAAGGAUUGAUUUCUUUCUAUGCUGGGAAGAAAUUGGGCAUACUCCAUACUUUCACAGGCAACUUCUCUCAAACACUGAGGCCAUAUUUUUUAAUUCCACCUUCAGGAAAGAAUCUUGUUCUUUCCAUCCUCCCAGUGACCUCAGAAGCUCUCCCUAUUGCACACCCAAAGAGCCUUACACAACACUCUUCCCAGUAGACCAGGCGAGCACACUGUGUCCCAGCCAAGAUAAUACUGGGCAGGGCUGGGAGCCUCUGCCAUCAAAGACCCAGGCUGCUUCCCAGCCCUGUGGAAAAUUAUGUAAAAUCCUUGUCAUUUGGCCAUUUCCACUGCUCACUGUGCAGCCCAGCUUCCCCUUAAUACACUUCCCUUCCUUUCCAUAGUCUUUGAGAAGUGCGACUUCUUCCUAUACUUCCUAUACUUCCUGUGAAAUACUUAAAAGUGUUGGCUGCUUCCCGCAGUAGAUCACGGCCACACAUUUCUCACCGUGCUUUAGAGCAGAUUCACAGUGUUUUCCUAUUUCACCCGUGUCUGUGGCCUCCCAACUGAUAACUUCAGAUGCUGUUCAUUUGCAUGACCUCUUCUGUGAUAAAAUCAGUGCACUGAGAUCCCUACCGUGUGGGACAGCAACAAACAGUGAAAUUCAGUCUUAUCAACAAGGCUACUUCCAAAGAUACUUACAUAUGAAAAAUAGUAUUCACAGCCCAUCAGCCCUUUUCAAAUUUCUUAUCCUGUUUGAAUUUUAAAAUAGUUACAAUGAUGAUAUAUAUGGAAUGUACAAAUGAUGAUUUGAUGAUGGGAAUUUCUGAGUUUGAGGGUGUCCUCUCUCCUCUGAAGUGAAAGGCUACAUAAAUUGGGAAUCCCAGGUAGAACCUACACCAGUGUUCUUCUGCAUCCAUCAUAUUAAAACAAUAGAAGUCUACCUGCCAUGCAUGUUCCAGCCUGGGGAAAUUACAGAAAAAUCUCAGGAGAGAAGAGGAAAUUGUUCUCGCACACUGGUGUGGGAGUAAGAAACGCCAUGAAAAUACUACUAUAAGAUUCUCAUGAACAUACAGUCUUCCUAUGACCCCAAGUCCACCCCUGGUUUUGUGCUGUAGAGAAAUUUAACAUGAUAGAGAAGCUCACACAAGACUUUCACACCAACUUUAUUAUUUUGUAAGCCCAGAAAAUAUAGUCAACUCUCAUUAAAUGAAUUUUUGAAGCUUUAGAACAUUUAUAGAGUUGAACAUAAUUUAAAAGUAAAACAAAAAAUGGCUAUUGCAGUCAAUAAUGUAAUUAUCACGGCUCUGCUGAGAAAAUAAACUGAAUGGCAAAGACUUCA